This is a messenger RNA of Oikopleura dioica, 543 nucleotides long. The record is from the annotation of a GenBank genome assembly. NCBI's taxonomy places the organism in Eukaryota, Metazoa, Chordata, Appendicularia, Copelata, Oikopleuridae.
AUGGGGAUAAUUGCAAAAAUAUUUGGUAAGAAAAAAUUUACUUUGAAAUCAACAACGAUUGUUUUCAGCGGGCGUUGCGCAAGAGAAGCGUGCAGUGAAGAAGGAAGAUGUCCAUAUGGCUGCGAAUUUGGAUGGAAAAACGGAGACGAUGGCGAUUGCACCGAGCCAAUUUGCCAGAUUGAAUGCGCUGGGCCGACGAAUUCGUCGAGAAAUUAUUGCGUGAGCCCAAACGAGUGCAUUUGUGGCGAGAAAAAUUGGGCAAAGAGAGAGAUUGAAAAUUAUGGAAGCUUUUGCUACAGUCUUCGAGCGAAUGGAUUGAAAGGUGCGAUUUUUGCGCUGGUUAUUCUUAUUUGUGCGAUAACGGCUUGUGACAAAAUCCAGGGCCAUCUUUUGGAGCAAAAAAGAGGGGAGCAAGUGACCUACCGACGAUUCAAGGGUGUGGAGAAGCGAUCUCGUACGAUGAGAAGACCUCCGACUGUAUCAAGAAUUCACGAGGACAGUGCGCGAUAUCGAAGAAUUGAAAUUAUAGAGGAAGAAAUGUGA